AUGUAUGUGAAAUGGUUUGAUACAGUAACGUUUUACUAUGUGAUUUUAGUGUAUUUAGUGAAUGUCACUUUUACAAUUUUCAAAUUUCCCGCCGUUCCGUCCCCGUAUGUCCCGACGUCGCAGGGAACGGAACCCAGAAGACGGAUGCCGGCAUCGGCCGGAGUACAUUGCCGAGGACACUGCAGGAGGGACAUCGCGGGAGCGCAGGACAAGGUAAGUGAUCGAGGGAUCCCGGAGCAGCGCCGCAUGGUAAGCCCGAGUGUAGCUCGGGGUUGCCGCUUGUGGUACUGAAACUUUACCCCGAGCUACACUCGGGAAUACCACCAGGGAGGCUACGAUGUUUUUUAGUGCA
Messenger RNA from Staurois parvus, 352 nucleotides. The record is from the annotation of a GenBank genome assembly. Lineage: Eukaryota; Metazoa; Chordata; Amphibia; Anura; Ranidae.